Molecule: messenger RNA, 1380 nt
Organism: Neurospora tetraspora
Lineage: Eukaryota; Fungi; Ascomycota; Sordariomycetes; Sordariales; Sordariaceae
Product: mitochondrial export translocase Oxa1
Exons: 3
Coding region: 1-1380 (459 amino acids)
Biological process (GO): protein insertion into mitochondrial inner membrane from matrix
Cellular component (GO): mitochondrial inner membrane
Molecular function (GO): membrane insertase activity
Source: RefSeq, a predicted model, not a curated record
AUGCUUCCCAGCCGAGGCCUCCUAAGGUCGACCCCAGCUUUGGGGCUCGCCAGAGCAUCCUUCAAGGCCCCUUCGUCGCGACAGUUCGGCACUGCUCUGCGCACUUCCUUCCCCCAGGGUUCUCGCAGGAUAGGAGGCCCUCUCGGCGUCACUGCGACUGCUGCCGCUUCCCACCAGCUCCUCUCUUCUCUUCGUCAAGUCCGCUACGCCUCGACCGGUCCUGAUGCCGCUGCCACCGAUGCCGCCGCCGCCGCCGCCGCUCCCGCUUCCGCGCCCGUCGAUGCUGUCGCCGCUACCCCCGUCGAGCUUACCGGCAGCGAUCUUCUCAACCUCCCCGAACAGAUCGGCUUCCUCAAGACCCUCGGCCUCGACUAUGGCUGGGGUGUUACCUCGAUGAUGCAAUGGCUUACCGAGCACGUCUACGUCUACUCUGGUCUUCCCUGGUGGGCCACUCUUGCUGCCGUCGCUGCCAUCGUCAGAGUCGCCAUCUUCAAGCCCUCUCUCGGCGCCUCGCAGGAGUCCCAGAAGAUGCAGGAUCUCAACAAGAACCCCAGAUAUGCCGCCAUCAUGGCUAAGGUGAAGGAGGCCAGCUUCGACACUACCAAGCAGAACGACCUCGUCAAGUAUAGGCAAGAGAUGGCUCUCAUGACCAAGAAUGCCGGCAUCAACUACUUCAAGGUCUUCAUUCCCUUCAUUCAGGUUCCUAUCGGUUUCGGCAUGUUCCGUCUUAUUCGUGGAAUGGCCGCCCUUCCUGUCGAAAGUCUGGAGACUGGUGGCACCCUGUGGUUCCCCGACCUUACUGUUGCCGAUCCUUACUUCGCCCUUCCCAUUGCCAGUGCCUGCCUGUUUGUUGCCUCUAUGAGGAAACCCAUCCCUUACAUGGCCGCCCAGCAGGCGCGCAUGAUGAAGUCGAUGGGUCUUGUCCUUGUCCCCAUCUCCAUCUUCGCUACCGCGUGGCUUCCCGCUGCCCUGCAGUGGUACUUCCUUGUCUCCGCGAUCGGCCAGUACUUCCAGGCCAGCAUCUUCCACCUUCCCGCCUUCCGCCGGUGGGUUGGUCUCCCCGAGCUUGUCCCCGGCGGCAUGCGUGGGCCUUCCCCCUUCGCCAAGGCGGCUCCUAGCGGUGCCAUUCAGUAUGUUGCGCCUAGGACGAUGGAUACCACCGCCACCCCUGUCGACUCGGGCUCCAUCCUCGGCGACAUCAAGGACUCGAGCAAGUUUGUGAAGGAGAAGCUUGAGGACUGGAAGAAGAAGAAUGAGAACACCAACAUCCACUCGCGUGCCAAGGAGUAUGAGGAGAGGAGAGCGUUGGAGGAGCACGAGGCCUAUCUUGCUCGUCUCGAGUUGAAGAAGCAGAAGCAGAAGGGGCGCAAGAACAACUAA